Messenger RNA from Andrographis paniculata, 763 nucleotides. RefSeq names its product 60S ribosomal protein L35. The transcript is spliced from 3 exons. The record is from RefSeq and is a predicted model, not a curated record. Gene Ontology annotation, cellular component: cytosolic large ribosomal subunit; ribosome. Lineage: Eukaryota; Viridiplantae; Streptophyta; Magnoliopsida; Lamiales; Acanthaceae. The coding region runs from base 108 to 479 and encodes 123 amino acids. Gene Ontology annotation, biological process: maturation of LSU-rRNA from tricistronic rRNA transcript (SSU-rRNA, 5.8S rRNA, LSU-rRNA); translation. Gene Ontology annotation, molecular function: mRNA binding; structural constituent of ribosome.
UGAAACAAGAUUUGGCCCAAUCUAUCCAUAUAAAUAUAUCGCUAGGGUUUUCGCCCUAUGCGGCAGACCAGUUCGCAUCGCGCAGGAGCAGAGUAGAUACGGCAUGAAUGGCUCGGAUCAAGGUGCACGAGCUUCGUCAGAAGACGAAGGCGGAGCUGUUGGCGCAGCUGAAGGAUCUGAAGGCGGAGCUGGCGUUGCUGCGGGUGGCGAAGGUGACCGGCGGCGCUCCGAACAAGCUUUCUAAAAUCAAGGUGGUGAGGCUGUCGAUCGCGCAGGUUCUGACCGUGAUUUCGCAGAAGCAGAAGGCCGCUCUUCGCGAGGUUUACAAGAAUAAGAAAUACUUGCCCCUCGAUCUCCGCCCUAAGAAGACGCGAGCCAUCCGCCGCCGCCUCACCAAGCACCAGGCAUCUUUGAAGACGGAGAAGCAGAAGAAGAAAGAAAUGUACUUCCCCAUGAGAAAGUACGCAAUUAAAGUUUAAAUUGAAUUUGUUCGUGGGUGAGUAGUAUCUGUUCAAUAACGAAUUUGAAUCUAAAAAAGUAGAUAAUGACUCUAAAUGUUAUACUAUUGUUCAAAGCCAGCAGCAUAAAGGAUCGAAACUAGUAAACAUCUUCUGCUUCUAUGAUGGAGGGUUUGUAGGUUAUGGUGCUAAUAAUGAGCACCAUGUAGGUUAACCUUAUUUACCACAUUCAAAGAUACAUAUAUAUAUAUAUAUAUAUCUGUUCAUUUUGCUUUUCUUGAAAUAUGGAGUUAGUAUGACAAUUA